Messenger RNA from Aplysia californica (California sea hare), 1503 nucleotides. Its product is annotated as major facilitator superfamily domain-containing protein 8. Gene Ontology annotation, molecular function: transmembrane transporter activity. Gene Ontology annotation, biological process: transmembrane transport. The record is from RefSeq and is a predicted model, not a curated record. Gene Ontology annotation, cellular component: lysosomal membrane. NCBI's taxonomy places the organism in Eukaryota, Metazoa, Mollusca, Gastropoda, Aplysiida, Aplysiidae.
CUUGACCCCGAGGCGGACGCCAGUUUCCUGGGCUGGGUUGUGGCCAGCUAUAGCCUGGGUCAGCUCCUGGCCUCUCCUGUGUUCGGCGGCUGGGCCACCAUGCGCAAGUCCAGCCGGGAGCCUCUGACGGUCAGUUUGAUACUGACCACUCUGUCGAACCUGUUCUACACCUACCUGCAGAGCAUCCCAGAUGAGAGGCAGUACUACAUGAUCCUUGCUAGGGGGAUGAUUGGAUUCGGUGCUGGAAACGUAGCGGUGGUAAGAUCCUACGUGUCAGGGGCGACCACUGUGAAGGAGCGCACCAACAGUAUGGCUAACGUCAGCAUCUGUCAGGCCGUGGGCUUCAUCCUUGGACCAGUAAUCCAGUCAGCGCUAGUCCCAGUCAACUACCCGGGCCCCGUCGAGUGUACCGGGUUCCACCUGAACAUGUACACGGCCCCGGGCCUCCUUGCUACGCUAGUAGCGCUCACCAACCUCCUGCUGCUCAUCUUCGUCUUCAAGGAGCACCACGUCUACGACGAUGACGUCAACCCGCACGUGCAGAGCUCGGACUCCAGGAAUGGGGAUCUCAGUGGAAGCUCUGUGCAGGACACGAAGAGUGACUGGGACAACAAACCUGACUACGUAGCCGUCUUCUCCAGCAUCUUCCUCUUUUUUGUCGUCCUCUUCAUCUUCACCGUCUUCGAAACAUACAAUGAAAGAUAUCUUCUUCUUAUCGGAUUCAUAUUCUGCCUUUCGGGGUACAUCGUCUACAUUCCUUGGGGUGACAAGUUACCCCCCUUGAGCUAUGCACCAAUUGGCAAUGACUCAAAACCGAACACUGGCUCAACAGCCAUCAUGCCCUCUGCCCAUCCCAUUGUGAGCAGCCUGUCGCCUGUUGGCCAUCAACUGGCAUUUGAACCUGUAGAGAAAAAACAACAAAGCUCUUUCUUCAAGCCUCACAUGCAUCGUCUACCUUCAGUGAGUCGGUUAUCUGUCUCCUCCAGUGACGGCGGUAUGUCAGCUGAUGUGAAACUCGACUCUUUCGAUUCCCGCAAUAAAUUGGAUGAUGUCAGUGGAGGAAUUCGAGGUUUAACAAAUAGUAUGAUAUCUAUGAGAUCCUCGUCUUCCUCGACAAGUCCUUGGACUACAGAGUCAAGCACCCACCCAAACUCAACACCCACAUCCAACUACACAACACCACCCCACAACACAAUCUCCCCCACCGGCCACUCAACAUCAGCCCACCACACAACCACCACCAGCAGCCACACAACAGCAACAACAGCUUUUACCAGUGGCUCAACAUUCAGUACCGGGUGGCAGAACUUUACCACAGAAGCGUCCCACAACACGAGCCAGUCGCCCGAGGGCUGUCCGUGGCAAUACGAGUGGUGUCGGACAGUGCCCGUCAUCAACUUCGCUCAAUAUCUCGUGGGAACGCUCUUCGUGAGCAUCGGCUAUCCCAUGUGCAAUCUGUUGAGCUACACUAUCUACUCCAAAGUGUUGGGUCCUCAACCUCAG